UAACCAUGAAAAUCUCGCACACCAUCUGGUUUAAUUGCAAGCUUGAAGAAAGCAUCCAACCAACCAACCAUGAGAUCAUCAUCUUCUUCGGUUUCAGUGAGUGGCCUUCUUCUUCUUCUUCUGGUGGUGCUGAGUGCUUCGAGCUCAUCAGAGGCUGCAAUAUCAUGCAGUGAUGUGGUGAAGGACUUGAGGCCAUGCGUGAGCUACUUGUCCAGUGGAAGCGGGAAGCCGCCGCCGGCGUGCUGCUCCGGCGCAAAGGCGCUUGCUUCGGCGGCAUCAACCACAGCAGACAGGAAGACAGCUUGUAACUGCAUCAAGUCUUCUGCAAAGAGCCUCACCAUUAAAUCUCAGCUCGCUCAAGCUCUUCCUUCUAACUGUGGAAUCUCUCUCCCCUUCACUAUCUCCGCUGACACUGACUGCUCCAAGAUUAGUUAAAUUGGAAGAGGAGGGUGUUGCAGAGUAUGAACAUUGCACGGAGGGAAAUUUUCUACUUAAUAGUAUUAUGUAUGGGAAUGAAAUGUUUGUAAUAAACAGAAAUCUGCAGCUUCAUGCGGAUUUCUUUUGAGAUUGGAUCUUAUCAUUAUAAGUAUGUUGUUUCCAUUUUACA
This is a messenger RNA of Prosopis cineraria, 607 nucleotides long. Its product is annotated as non-specific lipid-transfer protein 8-like. The record is from RefSeq and is a predicted model, not a curated record. Gene Ontology annotation, molecular function: lipid binding. The transcript has 2 exons. The coding region runs from base 70 to 435 and encodes 121 amino acids. Gene Ontology annotation, cellular component: membrane. NCBI's taxonomy places the organism in Eukaryota, Viridiplantae, Streptophyta, Magnoliopsida, Fabales, Fabaceae. Gene Ontology annotation, biological process: lipid transport.